Molecule: messenger RNA, 1014 nt
Organism: Diaporthe amygdali
Lineage: Eukaryota; Fungi; Ascomycota; Sordariomycetes; Diaporthales; Diaporthaceae
Exons: 1
Coding region: 1-1014 (337 amino acids)
Molecular function (GO): hydrolase activity
Source: RefSeq, a predicted model, not a curated record
AUGGACGACGAGCCACCAGUUCUGCAUAAGGCCCCGCCUCUCGACCCUGCAUGGCUCCAACAUGAGCGGGAAGCCAAUCUCCUCGCCCCUAAACCAGCCAUGGACCCCCUCGUCAGGCAGGAAGUAUACGCGACACAGUGCCGGGAGCGCAACAGCGCCAUGAUAGCCUCAGGCGCAAGGGACCACCGCCUCGCGCAGGGGAUCAAGACGCAGUCCGCUCACGUGUCAUCGACCUUGGGCGGGUACGAUAUUCCCAUGCUGCAGUAUGACCGGGACCCGGAGACCGAGCCCAUAUGGGUAGCCAUCUACUACCACGGCGGCGGGCUGCUCGUCGGUGAGGCCGACAGCGAGGAUCUAUCCUGCCGGCGCAUAGUGAAAGAUUCCGAGGCGUUCCUCCCCGGCCUCCGGCUGUACUCUGUCGGUUACCGGCUUCAGCCCGUCUAUACAGCUACCACCAUCGUCCAGGACUGCGUCGACGCGUUCGAUUUUGUGAGCAAAAGCCACCCAGGGGCCAAAGUCCUCGUCGUAGGUUCUUCGAGUGGCGGCCAGCUUGCUGCACUUGUCACACAGCAGGCAUCCAAGACAAGCUUCCACGGGGUGGUCCUGCGCUGCCCAGUGACCAGCGACGCAUUCAGCGGGAGGGAGUACGUACCAGCGAGGCUUCAUGACUUGCACACCAGUGCGUGGGACAGGAGCUUCGAUACGAGUCUCCUAGGAUUCAUGAAAAGAGACCAGCCUAGGGAUGGGCUGGAGAGAAUGCCACUUGAGGCCAGAGUGGAGAGUCUAAAGGAGAUGCCGAGAACGUGGAUCCAGGUGUGCACGAACGACGUUUUAUACUCGGACGGGACCUGUUAUGCUAUGGUCUUGAGGCACGCCGGAGUUGAGGUCAAAACAGAUGUUGUUUGGGGAUGGCCGCAUACGUUUUGGCUGAAGGCUCCGCACUUGCCAAGAGCCUUCGAGGCGGAUACAGCGAUGCUUGAGGGGAUGGCUUGGGUAGCGGGGUCAACGAAUUGA